Molecule: messenger RNA, 2778 nt
Organism: Pyricularia oryzae 70-15
Lineage: Eukaryota; Fungi; Ascomycota; Sordariomycetes; Magnaporthales; Pyriculariaceae
Exons: 5
Coding region: 1-2778 (925 amino acids)
Source: RefSeq, a predicted model, not a curated record
AUGUCGGCUUCUUCCAUCCACAACGACCCCGACAUGGGCGGCAGCUCGGAUGGUGAAAAUGAUCAAGACUACGUCUUUGAUCCAAACUUUGACGACAAUCUCAGUCUUCCACAACAGCCUUCAGAACAGGCUGUGUGGGUGGACGACGGCACCAUGGAUCUUGACCUCGACCUUGACUUGCCUCCCCUUGAGUCCCACUUCAACGACCUGUUUGAGGAUAUAACAGCUGCUCAUCAGGCACAUCAGAACAACCAUGGCAUUGAUCCAGAACUUGACAGCUACAUUGACUACAAUUACAUUGAUAGCUACAUUGACUUCAGUUACAUUGACGACGACUUUGACAGCGGUUACAUUGACAGCGAUGGUGACUUGAUUAUUGAGGACAUGAACCAUGAUUCAACCGCCACAGCCAUCCCUGACGUGGCGUCGGCCUAUGGAAUCCCAGACGAGCUUCUCCAGCUCAACGACUUUGCACAGCCACAGGACCAUGGCCUUCCUCCCAGCGCCUUUGUGCUGUCUGAACCAGCAGCAGCAAACGCGGCAGAAGUCCAGCGGGCUGUCGACCAGCAAACUUCAAUGGCGAACCUACCGCCUUCCAUCCAAAUCUACAACCCUGAUGGUCAGCUGACGACAAGCCCUACUUGGUUGCCUCGGAUUCCAGAGCACCUUCCUUUUGAUCAAACCCUUGCACCCAGUCUUUUCCCCGACCAACAAGUUUCUUCGUCUUGGCAUCUUGGCCUUGCCAGCAGCAGCAGCACCACCACCACCAAUAUGCCCGAGCCUCACUCGCAUUCUCCAGGACCAGGUAUACCUGUUCAAGACCCGCGCCUUCUUCAGGUUCCUUCUCCGUCUUCUUCCCCAGACGAGUCUGCUCGCAGCUGGCUCUCGCGCAAUUUUCCUUACCUUGCAGCAGCAACAAUGUCUUCGUCCCGCAGUGCUCAGUCGUCUGCUUCUUUAGUGUCGAGCGAGUCCAUGAAUGGAACUCUGGCUCAAGACUCGGACAUUCUGGUCGGUCUCUACGACGACGAGCCACCUCUGAACCCAUCUUCUGGCACCACGGCACCCGCCCCUGCUGACCCGCAACCUACCGCCGAUAAUGGCACCAAUGGCUCUCCUGGACCUAACAUCUCUGAACCUGAACCCAAAGACUCUAAGCCCAAAGACUCUGAGCCCAAUGACUCUGAACCCAAAGCUGGACAGACCUCAGAGCAGACCCAGGCAGCUCCAGAGCAGCAGUCUCGACCUGUGAAUGCCAACAUCCAAGAGCCCAACCUCGUUCAGAAUUCUGGCAGCAUUAGAACCCCUCACUACAGCAAUGUCUUCAUCUGCUACAUUGGCGGUGGCCCCGAUGCCAGUCCUGAAGCCAAGUGCUACGUCGAGUGCCUCACUCCGGUUCGGAAGACCUCUGCCUCGAAACCUGUGCUUUUCCUUCACGGAGACCACCAUACUGGACAUACCUGGAAGUACCUACCCGGCCAUACUGAGACCAACUUGUCUUGGGUCGACUAUUUUCUCCACCAGGGUUACACCUGCUAUGUCCCCGACAUGCCCCUGAGUGGCCGUUCCAUGGGAGCUCACCAAGACGCAUAUCGCGGCAAGGAGCAUAAAUUGAACGUCAUCGAGGGAGAGCUCACUGCACCUCGUGACAAUCUUUUUCCGCUGUACGACACUGCCAGAUACCACUGCCAGUUCCCAGGAGUUCAGGACAACCCCUCAGCUGACCAGGACGUCGCCGGCUUGCGUUGGGACCCGUACUUCCUAAACUACAAGGCCUCCCGCGUCCCAGUAAUCAGCACCUCGGAGGAGAGAAUCGCCUACGGCGCCGAAGCAGCAUGCAUGAUCCUGGACCGCAUCGGAAAACCCACCGUCAUCAUCGCCGAGGGAUCGGGCGGCGUCUCGGGCCUCAUCGCAGCGGACCGCUCCCCCGACAGGGUCGCCGGGCUGACCCUGAUGGGCUACCCGUACGCACCGUUCGCCAUGCCCUUCCAACUGACCCGCUUCGACAACGGCAUCGGCAGGGUGUACCACGAGGACGCCAUGGAGGAGUGCACGGCGCUGACCAGCGGCCUGACCACGGCCGACCUGUGCUUCGACCCGCCCCUGGCGCUGAUGCAGUCCCUGCGCGCGGUCAAGACGUACGCCGACGAGGCGGCCAACGCGGGCCCGUUUUGCUUCCUGCAGGACGCCAAGUACCCGAUCCACCGCCUCGCCAACCUCGCCAGGGUCCCUGUGCUGGUCGUCACGCCCCAGGCUGGCUGCAACUCGGCCUACGACUGGUCCGUCGUCGCCUUCCUCCGCCAGGCUGGCGUCGCUGCCGACUGGUACAAGCUGGCGCGCUUUGGCCUGCUCGGAAACGGCGAGCUGAUGUGGCUGGAGCGCAACGGCGCCCGCGUCGCCCGCCUCGUGCUGGCCUGGAUCGUGGCCAAGACUGACCACGCCAACCCCGCCGCCGCUGCCGCCGCCGCCGCCGUCCUGGCCCUCCGGCCCGACCAGGUCCGCCUGGCCGACCGUCGCGAGGAGGAGGUGCGUGGCGUCGCGCGCCGCGAGGCCGCGAGGUACGAGGCCGCGAUGGAGGAGAGGAGGCGCGCCUGGGCGGCGCGGGAGAUCGCGCCCCUGGUCCAGGCCAACGCCGACGCCAUGGAGUGCUUCUACUCGUGGCUGCCGGUGUUGGACCUGGCCAGGGCCGACUUCCAAGCCGCACAGGCUGCCGCCGCCGCUGCCACUGCUGCUGCCGCUGGUGUUGCUGGUGCUGGUGCUGGUGCCGCCGCUGCCCCGUGA